This is a messenger RNA of Arachis stenosperma, 942 nucleotides long. RefSeq lists its product as uncharacterized. The record is from RefSeq and is a predicted model, not a curated record. The coding region runs from base 1 to 942 and encodes 313 amino acids. The transcript has 4 exons. NCBI's taxonomy places the organism in Eukaryota, Viridiplantae, Streptophyta, Magnoliopsida, Fabales, Fabaceae.
AUGGAUGAUUGUAUUAAUCAAGAAGCAAUUGCUGAUAAUAAUGCAUCUGUGAAUAAUAAUUUGUCUGUCGAUCCUCCUAUUUCGAAUGAUGCUGCUAAUUCUUAUCCUCCUAGUUCUAACGAUAAUAUGCUGGAUGGUGUUGUUGGUAUUGGACCUGGUUAUAGGGGUUCUUCUUAUGAUAAAUUAAGGGUUCUCUUGUUGGCUGAUCUUAAAAGAGAAUGUCAAAUGCUAGUUGAUAGUUAUGGGAGUGCAUGGAGAGAAACCGAAUAUGCUUCAAAUAUGGUAAAAAAUAUUUCAAUGUUAUAUCACUUGUUUUCUGAGGUGACUGAAUGGAUUGACCCUAAUGAUAUUGUGUAUGUUGUGACUGAUAAUGCGGCCAAUUAUAUUAUAGUUGGUAGGCUUAUCAAUAAAAAAUAUGAGAAUAUUUAUUGGUCACCAUGUGCUGCUCAUUGCCUUAAUCUUAUUCUGAAAGAUGUAAGCAGUAUGGCGCAUAUUUCUAUCCUUGCAUCACGUGCUUCAAAGAUUACAGUAUUUGUAGCUGCGAGUGCUAUUAUUUUAGAUAGUAAAUUUUGGGAUGAUUUCUUUACUACAUGUAAAAUUGUGGAUCCUUUGAUUAAAUUGCUGAGGAUUGUUGAUGCUGAUGAUAAACCACCAUUGAGAUAUGUAUAUGAAGGAAUGCUAAGAGCAGAAGAUGCAACUAAAGAGAUGUUUAAGCAAAACAAGACUGCAUAUCAGUUGUACACAGAUAUUAUCAACUCAAGAUGGAACAAGCAUUUGAAGAAAGAUCUUUAUGCUGCAGAUUACUUCCUGAAUCUUUUUUUUUUAUAUGAAAAUGAUAAAGAAGCACCUGAUUUUAUGCGAGGUUUACUUGAUCUUGUUAUCUUGUAUUGCAAGUGUAACAAUUUGGAUUCAGUUGAGGCAAUGAAAGAAAUGCAUUUAUAG